CAAAAUGACAAAUUAAAAAAGCUUUUAUUUUUCGUAUAUUGGUACGAGAUUUUAUUGAUUGUUUUCUUUCAUAAAAGAUUUUCGGCCAGACGGCGACUGAAAUUGCAAGUUUCUGUGAUAUAUUUAUUUUCAAUAAUUAACUAUUCUUAUCAACCAAUUAAAUGAGCAGGGAUAUCAAGUUAUGUCUAUAAGUAAUGGAAGGUUCAGAACUGGGUGGCGACCAGCAAUUCUGUUUGAGAUGGAACAAUUUUCAAGCAAAUAUAACUUCUCAAUUCGAGGCACUACGCGAUGAUGAGGACUUUGUGGAUGUCACCCUGGCAUGCGAGGGACACAGGCUAGAAGCCCACAAAGUGGUUCUUUCGGCUUGUAGUCCGUAUUUCAAGGAAUUGUUUAAAAACAACCCAUGCCCUCACCCUAUAAUAUUCAUGCGCGACUGUGAGGUGUCGCACGUGCGUGCACUCCUUCAGUUUAUGUACGUCGGGCAAGUUAACAUCGCUCAAGCGCAGCUCAGCGCCUUCCUACGCACUGCAGAUGCUCUUCAAAUUAGAGGCCUCACGGACUGCUCACAACACAACGACAAAAAAGCGAAUCGUAAAUCUCCUCCUUCCCAAUUACGUAAUUUGCUCAGCGCAAAGCCGUCACAUUCUACCUCCUCCUCCAAAGUCGCAAGCCAAAACGUCGAAUCGACCUCAGCUGACGACCAUGAUAAGAGUGCCAGCCGUCGUUCCACAAGAAAUUCUCCCGAUGUUGCCAGAAACAAUCUCAAUGAUGAAGCUCCAUUUCAAACUUCUAGUCAAAUGAGGCCUAAUAAUGAUGACUAUAGCGAAACAUGCUACCCUUCCUUAAGGGUUAAAACUGAUCUCGAAGCUGAAGUGAAAAAUGAAGAGAGUGAUAUUCUAAUGGAUCCAGGAGACUCCGAAAGAGGGGAGAAAUUACAAGAUUUCAAUGCAUCUGAUCUGUUGGAACCAAAAAUGGAAGUCGUUGAACAAGAAGGCAGUGAUGAAGAGCGCUCCAGUUUUCCUCCAUUGUACUAUGAGAAUAAUGCAUUGGCUAAUCCCUUCGCCGCUUUGCAAGGUAAUAUAGAUCUCAUGACAGGGAUAAGUGCAGAUCUUCGGGAAGAAAACACAGAAGCGAGCGGCGCGGGUGCGGGCGUGGGUGCGGGAGCGGGAGCGGGAGCGGGCGCGGGCGGCGGCGUCCGGUGCGCUGUGUGCGGGCGGCGGUACAGCAACGCGUCCAACCUGCGGCAGCACGUGCGGCUGAUCCACGAGGCACAGCCGGUCGCGUGUACCACCUGCGGGCGCAGCUUCAAGACUCCGCUGUACCUGCGGCGACACACGCUGGCGCAGCACCCGGCGCCACACCAUAAGCCGCCGCCGCCGCCUUUGCCCGCGCUGCGGCCCGCUCAGCGCUUCCAACAGUAGUCGAAAGCGAUUCACGCGCUCUCUCCUACUCGUCCUAGAGGAUCGCUAUCGGCGAGGACGUACAACGCUGUUGUCGCCUUUUCAUUACUAUUUACUAUUAAUUGAUAAGGGGUGGACCCCACAAGGAGACACUGGUAUAGAAUUUGCGUUAUUGUGGCCUUCAUGCGCGUCUAUUGUUCUUUUUUUUCGGCGAUGUUUACAGCAGUUGUAUCUCCACGUUCGACGACGUUGAAAUGUCUUACAACGUCGAAAUGAAGACUGUCUAUAGAUUUAUCUAGUCUGUGAUCGGAGUGUCGCCGGGGGCCUAUCUGCCGUCACACCUCUCCGCUUAUUGCGUGCCUUUCGAUAAAUAUACCGAGUGCCAGAUAUUCGUUACUUUAAUGAGGUUUUCUUAGUUCAUUAAUUAUACAACACGUACAUGCCUAAUGUAUAAUGAACAUUUAUAUGAAAUAUCGUAUCGUUAACCGUUCUUGCAGUGAUUAAAUAGCUGUGUGUAUAUAACGCUGUGGUUAAUAAUACGCUUAAAUAUUCAUAUUAAUAGUAAUAUUGCAUUUCAACGUUACAGUUUCAGCAAACCGAACACACAUUGUUUACACAUUUUAUAUUACAGUUAACCAUUUUCGUCACUUAUGGGGAAAAUGACAUGUAACAAUAGGGUAAAUCCAAGGCUUAGUCAGAAUUGAAAGUAGUGCGAGCAAUAAUGCUUAGUCAUUUACUUAUGGAUUGUGAUAUAUGACUAAGAGAGCCUCGUUGGGGAACGAAUAAACCUUAAUUUUGACAAUAGACUGAUUGUUGUUAAAGCAUUUGUUGCGACCGGUGCUGAUUUUAUAUAAUAUAGAUUAUUUACUGGUUACAUGUUAUACAUACAUAUACACUAUAUCCAUAUGUUGUUCAGUACUUUCGUUCGCGCACCUAGAGUUAAAUAAUGAAACUGUAUUUUCAUAAUAGAGUAUAAUUUUUUUGUACGACAACGCGCGAUAGAAAUGACUGAAAGAGUCCGUUUCAUUUGUCGAAUGCGCCAAGUUAUGUAACUUAGAUGAGAUGUAAGUUGGCGGUGAACUACAAUAGUGAUAUUUUUAUACACAAUAGCUUUAUCUUUACACGGUGUUAUAUUGUUGAGUGAUUGGACGGCUCCCGGUUCAUAGUUUGUACAAAAUCUCAGAUGUAAUGAAUAAUAUUAAAUGUCUUCAAAUUCGUAUAUUUAAUACAUAACAUUAGUUAUUAAAUGUUAUCAUUGAACGUUAUACACUUGCCAUAGUCUCUAGGUCCCUACAUGCAGUGACACAAAACUGGUUGUCAUUUCACAUAGGGAGGUACUUAGAUAAUAAUCGAGACUGUGUUAUUAUUUUCCAUUACUUUAAGAGUCGUAUGUCACCGCAGCGACAAAGUUUAACAAAUGAACAAAUCGCUAAUCUUUGCAGAUGACAGGGCCGUGAUAAAUUUUGUAGAGUCUGUAAUGAUUGACCAGUCAGUUACUUGUUUUUAUAUUUUGUCGCUGCGGUCUUACCUUAAGACAUUAGUUUUUGAUGAGUCGAUCGUUGAAGUCGUUUUAUUUUAUAGAUUUAUAUACAAUAUUUGCCAUGAAAAAAACACAUCUAGUCAUUUUGUAACAAAAGCAUUUAGAUGGGACUUGUCAUUGAAAGUAUGAUUAGGGUUGUGAAUUACAAUAUUUAUUUUUUUUUAUUUUAAAAUUAAUAUGUAGAUUUGUAAUAUUUUAAUACUAUGUGAUCUCAAUUUGAUUUAUUUGAUCUCUAAAUUAAACUAUCGCAUUUACUUUGUACUGUUUUGAAGUAAAAACUUCCAAUGAAACUUAAAUGCAAUAAUUGAUCACUCGCUACUUAUUAGUAAACGUAAUUUAAAGGAGCACUUGAGAAUUUCUUCGAAAUAAUUUUAGUCCCCUUAAUAAGUUAAGAAGCAGCUUCGUUAUUGUAAAGUUUGUAACGAAAAUAAAAUUAUUGUAUAGAUAAAAAUUGAAUCUCUUGACACUUACUUGCUGAAUUUAUAUAGGAUUUUAUGAACUUAGAAAUUUUAUCAGUAUGAUAGUAAUGUAAAUUUAAACAAAAUAAUAUUCGGAAGCAUUUCAUAAUGGUUUAAUAUUACAUUAUUUGAAUUUACUCGAAACAUAUUCUAUUGGCCACUAUUGUUAAUGUAGUAAUUAACUAAGCGCAAUUUUUUUGGUCUAUUUAAUUUAUUAAACAUAUUAGCCUCGCAAUCACUUUAUGCUGUACUUGUUUAUGGUUAUACAGAUCUCAAUCUUGUCGUAUUGUUUGAAAAUGUUUAAUUAUUGUUUACUCUUGUUACAUGCAAUUUCUCAAUACAAUAUAGAAUUCGAUAACGCUUUGAACUCAUUUAUAAAGUAUCAUCUAAGUACACGUUCCCAUCCAGCGUUAUGUUUUAUCUCAUAUAAGGUCCAUAAAUGAAAUGUUGAAUAUAAUUUAUUACUGCAUUAUUUCGUGCAACAUAUUAGGAUUUUGAAUCUUUGUACAUAAAUCAAUGUAAUUUUUUACUAAAUA
This is a messenger RNA of Achroia grisella, 3934 nucleotides long. Its product is annotated as protein abrupt-like. Gene Ontology annotation, cellular component: nucleus. Gene Ontology annotation, biological process: regulation of transcription by RNA polymerase II. NCBI's taxonomy places the organism in Eukaryota, Metazoa, Arthropoda, Insecta, Lepidoptera, Pyralidae. Gene Ontology annotation, molecular function: protein binding. The record is from RefSeq and is a predicted model, not a curated record. Bases 195 to 1421 code for a protein of 408 amino acids. The transcript has 5 exons.